UAUAGGGGCAGUUUAAAAGUAGCAUUUGAUACAAAACAUAUAAAACAAAAAGAAAAGCAACGAAUGAGAUUUGAACACUCAUCAAUCAGUGUAUGCAGAUUGGUAAGAUUGUUAAAAGAAAACACACCCAGGAAUUCAGUAGAAAGAAAAUAAAAUCAGACAAAAGUGCUUCUCUAGCUCCAAGUAAUGUUCUGGUUGAAAGAGGAGCUGUCUUCAAUCAUGUUUUUGUUUAUUAAUUUUUUGUUUAGGACCACAGGGAAAUAUGGAGGAACUAGCAUGGUGUUGGAGAGCAGAAAAGCCAGGUUUUGAGGUAUGGAUUGGUUCUAAAAACUGAUCUUUGUCUGGAAAGCCAGACAGGUGUUGAAAAAGAUGGCUAUACCAACUAUUUUUUUAAUCUUCAGGUGCCUCACCUAAGAAUCUUAGAUUAGCAUUUAGAAUGGAAACUCUGUGGUUUAUCCCUUUUACUCUAAGCUACAGAGUUCAACUUUGAAAUGAAGUUUCAUGCCUCAGCUAACCCUAUUUGUUUAUUUGGCUGGCUCUAAUGUUCUGUGUACAGUUUUUGUUUGAUAAAAUAUUGUUAACUGAUAUUCUUUAAUAAUGGCUGACAAAUAUUUCACCCAAUUUCACUGAUUUGUAAGGAAAGUAACCCCCCCAUGAAAAAGAUGCAAAAUCUCACCAUUUUAAAUUCUUAAUGGUUUUCUACAUCACCAUAAAGAAGAGUUGUAAAGAAAGAGACCAGACUAUUUUAGUGCAUUCUUUUGUAGUAAGCAUAGUGAAAAGCAAUGAGAAAUCAGCCACACACCAAAAAAGGAAAAAAAAAAUACUAGUUCACUGAGGAUUAAUAAAAUUGGGAUAUGGGUCAAUGCUGGUCCAGUAGGUGAGCUCCAAUUAUGUUCUAAUUUCAUAUUUGGAAGCAUUAAAAGAGUGUCAUUAAUAAAUUCCCCAUACUUUAUUCUCUAUAAACCUAAUAUAAAGUCGAGCAUCCUCAGUUUUAAAGGUGCUCCUACCCUUGAACCACCUGAUAAAGCAGAGUUUCAUAUAAGCAGAUCCAGAGAGAGAGAGGGAGUUUACUAGAUAUGGCUGUUGACAUCCCAUCUUAUGAUCCAGCAGAUGAUGACUAUAUAGACAUGGAAGUUAGUUCAUACACCAACUUUCUAUGCCACUCCAAAAGCUCUCCGCCGCGUCCCAGAGAGUUCGAGUUUCAAAUGUCUUUGAAUUCUCGGGGGAGAGAGCCUACAACUUCUCCGGCCGAUGAGCUCUUCUACAAUGGAAAGCUUCUUCCCCUUCACCAUCCCCCACGCCUGCAAAUGGUAGAGAAACUCUUGCAGAAGUCUAAUUCUGAUUAUGAUUGCAGAAAAGACAAUUUUGAAGAAUUUUACAGCACUCCAUUAACCACUGCUGUCAAUACACCUACUGCAACAAGUACCCCCUUUGAAUCCUGCAACAUUUCUCCUUCUGAAUCUUGUCGGAUUAGUAGGGAACUAAAUCCAGAUGAAUACCUUCUAGAGUAUUCAGCAGAUGCAACUUAUUUGAAUGGUGAAAGUUCGAAAAAGUCUUGGACCAGAAAGCUUAAGCAUUCUUCCCUUGGUCUCAAGCUGAAAGCUUCCAGGGCUUACAUCAAAUCUUUGUUUACAAAAUCAGGCUGCUCAGAUGAGUCCUGUGCAGCAGCCACAAAGAUUGCAGAUGAAGGAUCAGCUUCAAAAGCCCACGAAUGUUCAAAGAAGUGUGCUAAAGUGGAAAAGAGAAAGCCACUUGGACAAAUUCCAAGCUCUAUUGCCAAUUUCAACAAGGAAAAAGGCAAUACGGAAAACCGUGAUCGCAACAGAAGAUCAUUCUCAAUGACCAUUAAGAGACAACCAGAUAUAAAACCAUCAUCUUCUGCAUCAUUACAUACCUCUUCCUCUUCAUAUUCACACAAUUCAAGCGCGUAUUUUCUGAAGAGAUGUGGCAGCGUGAAUUCAGAGAUCGAGAAUUCAAUUCAGGGAGCAAUUGCACACUGCAAGCAGUCUCACUCUCAGCAACCAUUCCGUUCAAGGAAGACAGUUAGUGAAGUUGGGAUUUACUUGUUAUCAUCUUCCAGCCUUGCAGUUUCUGGUGAUCAGGAAAUACCAGAACUUUGCAGGGGCUGAAAGACACUGAUAGAUAAUGAGAAAGUACAGAGUUAUAAGAUAUUAACAUCUUCUUUCUUCUUACAAGAUUCCUAUCUUGUGUACGCUAUGAGUCAAUGCAAAAUGUUGUUCGUAGCUAUCUGUAAUCUGUACUGUUUGGUAAAACAUGUAGGACUUUAUGGAAAUGCAACCUAUAACAUGUCUAUCUCAACUAAUUUCAGCAA
Molecule: messenger RNA, 2332 nt
Organism: Momordica charantia (bitter melon)
Lineage: Eukaryota; Viridiplantae; Streptophyta; Magnoliopsida; Cucurbitales; Cucurbitaceae
Gene: MAKR4
Product: membrane-associated kinase regulator
Cellular component (GO): plasma membrane
Molecular function (GO): kinase inhibitor activity
Source: RefSeq, a predicted model, not a curated record